AUGCUUGGAUUCCCAGUUACUCCGCUCGCGGAGCGCUUGCUCAAUUGGCUUUAUGCCUUUGGCGGGCGCAACCAGGAGUCCGGGCCACUUGACAACGUGGAGAUGUUCAACACCUAUCACGGGCAGUGGGUGCCAGCGCCCCGCAUGCCCAAGCGCCGCGCCGGCAGCGCUGCAGCAGUGCUGGCGGAUGGGCGAAUGAUGGUGAUCGGCGGGUACACAGAGGAGGGCAUAGCCCAGGGCUUGUUGUCCAGCUGUGACGUCUUCAAUCCCUUCACCGGGGAGUGGACUGAGGACGGCGCAGCGCCUCUAAGUCGUGGCCGCUGGGGCCACGGUUGCGCCUCCCUGCAAAACAAGGACAUUCAACAGGAGAUUUUUCGUCUCACCGGAGCCCCAGCAUAUCGGCAGAGACUUCUUCAUGAGUCUGAGGUUCUGGACCCCAGACGAAGACUCCAGGACCUGGGCUUUACCCGGGAGCUGAGUUUGAUGCUCAUAGUCCAAGAUGUUUUAUGGCUUGCCACCACUUCUGUGGAUGGUGGAGUCAAGAUUUGGAAUGCAGAUACCGGAGAGGUAGUUCAGACUCUAGGUGGCCACCAAAAUGGUGUUCGGCAUGCUACCUUUUCGUCAGACGGGUGUACGUUGCUUACUGCCGCUCGGGAUUGUACUGCAAAGAUAUGGAAUGCGUUGACUGGCGAGCCUAUAGAAGUUCUUCGUGGUCACACCAAUGCCGUGUACAAAGCAGUCUUUUCUGACGACGGGCUCAUGGUGCUGACUGCUUCCAAUGAUGGCACUGCCAGACUUUGGUAUGUGCUCACGGGAGAAUGCAUCAAGAUUUUUGCUCCCCACGACGAUGGGGUCAUAUCUGCAAUCUUUGCCCGAGAUGGUUCCAUUUUGACCGCCAGUGUGGACCGCACCGCGAGGGUGUGGGACCUUCAAACAGCUGAGUGCGUACAGGUGCUGAAACGGCCAAGAGGUGAAGUCAUUGUCGCCGUCUUUAGCACACGGCAGUCAUUGAAUCUCGCCCUCUACACUCUGCAAGAAGGGACUGCAAAGCUGUGGAAUAUUGCCACGCAGCAAUGCAUACAGACUUUCAAGGGUCAUAGGGCCUACAUUACUGCGGCAACCCUGUCUCGAGACUGCUCGCAACUGCUGACGGCUUCAUGGGAUCGCAGUGUGAAGCUGUGGCCAGUGCAAGCUUUUCGAAAGACCAGGAAGCCGGCUAUGACCUUUUUGGGACACAGCAAUGGUGUUGUGUCGGCGGAGUUCUCUGUAGACAUGACAAAGAUAGUCACAGCUGCCUCAGAUGGUGCUGCCAAAAUUUGGGUCUAUGUGGUCGGCGGAUGCUCCUUGCAGCUUGAAGCACAAGCUGCAGAGGCUUUUAUGGUGACGCUGCGACACUGUGAGAUCUACCUUCCCGAUGAGAACAGGUGGGUGCCCACGGGCGCCUUGCAGAUUCCGCGCUCGGGCACGCGUGUGGUUGCACUAGAUUCCAGCCACCUGGCUGCCAUCGGCGGCUGCGACGAUGUCUUCGGGCGAGCCGAGACGCAACCCACGGUCGAACUCUAUGAUGCGCACACAGAGCUCUGGUCCAUCUUGCCGCACCACUUGAAGAAUCCCAGGUGCAACCGGGAUCCAGUUGUUUUGGCGGAGAACCAAGACACCACAGUUCGGGUGUGUCCGAGCAUGGGGAGUAUGGAGAGUCACAUCGGCGCCGACUUGCUCCAUGAACUGAUGCCGAAGCCAGAGGAAGAACUGGGUCGCGGCCCGGCGCACGGAGCGCCUCCUUGCCUCCUCACGGCCAUUGGAAAGACGGUGCCAUACAGCAGCAAAAUCAAGGCCGAGGAGACAGGGUCUUCUCCAAGUACAGCAUCAGAGCUGCGCCUGGUUGAGGAUACGCCCACUUGCAGCAGCCUGUCCGACUCCCCACGUCGAUGGCGGGAGAUGUCGCCAAUGAAGGUGCCCAUUCCGGAGGCCUACCGCAAGGAGCUCUUGUCAUCAAAUUGGCCAUUGCGUGUGGAGCGCAGCCAAGAUGCUACUCGUGAGCCCUUGCCAACCCUGGCGGCAUGGGCACAGGCAGAGGCUCGGGCGGGACGCUUUACAUGCCUCAGCACGACACCAGAGCUCACCAGGCCAGCACCACCUGCCUAUCCACCACCCGCCUGGCCUUGUUCCUUUGAAGCACCUCCUUCCCUGCCGAUUCCCCCGCUGCCUCCCCAAUCCGCGGAUGGCGACUACGCGCCACUGUCGCAAGAAAGCCGUCGCCGUGUGGCCACAGGCAAGACGGGAAACUUCCUGGCAAAAUUUGUGUUCAACGGCUUUGAUGCAUCGAACCAUGCAGAUUUCGAGCUUGUGCCCCGUCUCAUCGGUCGCAAGGGAUGCAACCUGCGCCCCAUCUCUCAAUCCUGCAGAGGCAAAAUCCGCGUCACUGGAUGGGAUGGCUCUCAGCCAAUGGGAAAGUUCCAGACGACUGGCAAGCCGAACGUGGAUUCACCAGUCGAGGUGACGCUGUCCUGCCAUGACCAGGAUAGUUUGGACGAAGGAAUCCGACAGAUCAACGUCCUAUUGGAAGACCUCAGCAACCACUUCUCUCGUUAUUGCUACAAGCGCGGCAUCAGCCCAGUUCCUGAACUGCCAGAGAGUGCUCCCCAGGGUCGCAAGUUGGAAAAGGAAAGAUCUGAUUUGCCACUGGGGUGCGACGCAGGUACUUGCGGGAAUCUCCUGUCAGACUCUGUUGAGGGAGUGUUGAACCCACUGAAGCGAGUGCCGGGAUUGCGGAAGGUGGCCUUGGCAGCAGCACAAGAAGUGGUGAAGCUUGCCCGUUGUGCACCCUUUUGCAGUGUGGAUAUGGAGAAGAAUUGGAAGGACUAUGUGGGUCUAUGGGAAUAUGAGGUGCCUAAGCCUCAGCGAGGCUUCUGUCAUGAAAACACCUCCAUGUCCAGCAUGGUGGUGACGGAGAAUCGUCGGACAACAGCUGGUGCCGCUGCCUGGGCUCCGGGGCAGCUGCUGGUGAUUGGUGGUGCACCCUCGAUGUGCAGUGCUGAGGUCUAUCGGGUUCAGAUUCCAGAAGGCUUGCCUGCAGUUGAAGAUGAGAAAAUUGCCUUGGGCCUCAAUGAUUGGUGGUUUGAACAGAUCAAACUUGCGGCAGUGGCUCAGGAUGACCUCCCUGACAAGCGAAUGGGCUGUCAGGCAGCCGUGCUGUCACUGCCUUCUGGUGGGAAGACAUACCCUGUGACUGAUCGGCGCUGCGUGGUGGUCAUUGGUGGGGAGAAGUACGAUGAAGUUCCAGAAGUGUCCAGAAUCAGGCAGAUGUCUGCAGUGCCUGUCUAUGACACUGAGCUUGCAAAAUGGCGCGAAGAUCGCGUGGUUCCGCCAUUGCCUUGCCCACGCACGGCGGUGGCGGUUUGUGUUGGCCUCGGUCGUGGAGAAUUGUAG
Molecule: messenger RNA, 3429 nt
Organism: Cladocopium goreaui
Lineage: Eukaryota; Dinophyceae; Suessiales; Symbiodiniaceae
Source: the annotation of a GenBank genome assembly